GACAGACCCCCGUGCUACGUAGUUCUAGCGGGUAGUAACUGAGUGUUAGAUUUGUGUUAAGUUAAACAAAUUUGAAACGACUCACUCGCUGUCACGUUGGACAUCAGCAGACAUGUCCUCGUUGAAAGCAGCAGCAGUCCUCAGCGUUUCCCUUUGUCUGUUAUCCUGCACAAAGGCUGAUACACAAAACUGCGUGGAUUACAACAACGAUGUAUUGUACAAAGCUGACGACAUGGAAGGAACGUGGUAUCCAAUCGAGAUAGUGAUCCACCGCAACGACUCCAAGAUCUACGGAGUACCUUUGGACACCAAUUGCCCGGCGGUCACCCUCACGAAAGGACCAAAGAAGACGCUGGUGAUGAUGUGGAACUCCACAGAGGGCGACCUGGAGUACAGAUUCCAGCAGAAGGGGAGGGGACAGUGGCAAUCUAUCAGUGAUCAGAAAGGUUCUUCCAAUCCAGCUCAACAACUGAAGAGUUCCCAGGCAUCGAUCCUGACUUUAGAAAAGGACAAAUACAUGAUUGUCCGACUCUGCUCCACCUCUAUUCACAGCUCUGUUAUCCUCUCCCGCCAAAACACUAGAUCAGCUGAUGUACUGAGUGGGGCAAACCUACAGCUGGCUCAGCUGAACAAAUCCCCAGCCUAUGAGAGGAAGCCAAUGUGUAGCGCUGGAGCGUUGUUGGGUCACUCCAUCAACGUUUUACUUGCGACCGCCUCCCUUAUAUUACUGUUACGGAUUUAGACAAUUGAUCAAACGUUAUGAUUGUAGCUCUUCCUAUGUAAAGACACACAGAUGUGCCCCAGAUGUUGACGCGUUGAAAGAAUCGGCUGGAAGUUCGCUUUGAACUUGAAGAUACACUGAGUGUGAACGUUGAUGAUUUUACCUAUGCGCCUCAUGGUAGAAUCUUCUCAGAUACCCUUGCACGUGAUUUCUUUAGAGAUUCAAUUAUUUGAGGCUAUUAGAAAAGCCAAUACCAUUUAGUGUAGUUCCAUUGACUAUCGACCUGCAGAUAGCAAAUUGAAAUGAGUCUCUGAAUUCUUAAAGAUUUACCAAUUACGGAUCGUAAAAUUGUUUAAGUUUAGAAGUAGAGAAAAUGUAUCAAUAUCGUAUAUAGAUCAAAAUCCAUUAAAACAUUUACGUUGCAAAAACAUUCCUCCCUCAAGCAAAAGAUGUUCCCAAGCUUAGCGGCGUUCACGCAUUUACUUCAAUCACGUUUGUGCCUUUACAAAGAGAGAGCUUAUGUGUUUAGUUACCUCAGCUUACGCUUUACGCACAAUCCUUGCACAGCACUUCGAACAAUGUACAUGACUGCAACUGUAUAUAUGUACCUAACUGUGACCAGCAUUCCAAGAAGCCUUUACAACUAUAUGAACCUAAUGCAUUUUUCUGUUGAAGGGUCGCUGGCAGGUGACAACUACAAACAGUACGGAGGGAUUUUCCGCGUUUUUAAAAUGGACGAUGACUACAUGUUCUUGAGCUAUUGCUCUAAAAAUUACCGCGUUUUGAAUACGGUUGCGUUCUCUAAGAGUGGUACGAUGCCGCCGGAACUGAUAGACGAGACUCUAAAAGAGUUGGAAGAUAGGAAAAUCAAACGAUCAAGACAGAUCAGGGUCCCGCCUUGUGAAGAAGGAGGAUACAGCCAUCGCAUCUUGUCUUCGUGUUUGUUGUCAAUCCUCCCAAGUCUGGUUGUGCGGUUUCCUCUCUAACCUCGCCACCAAGCCGAUGUGUUUGAGAGUUAAACAGUUGAUUUGCUGCGAUUCCUGUAGUUUGCUUGCAAAAUAGCCGUUUGUAGUUUGUCUCGAACAAGAUGAUCCCGACGUAAUGAUUAUCAAAAUACAUUAGGUACUCGAAGUAAGUACUAGAAAAAAGAAAGAAAUAUUGUAGACCGUCAGCCAUGC
Molecule: messenger RNA, 1899 nt
Organism: Macrosteles quadrilineatus (aster leafhopper)
Lineage: Eukaryota; Metazoa; Arthropoda; Insecta; Hemiptera; Cicadellidae
Exons: 4
Coding region: 113-742 (209 amino acids)
Source: RefSeq, a predicted model, not a curated record